AUGAGGUCUUCUUGCCUCUUAAUAGGUACACACACACAAGACAUCCCCUCCCCUCAAUAUCCUGUCGCGUCUCCUAUCUUUUCAACACACACUGCCGAUGUCGUCCAAGAGCUGCGCACAGCACACCACCCGCACACACACACACAACCCAUCGAUCGUUUCGACGUACUCCCAACUGGACCGCGCCAUUUCAUGCCAAUGGCAACCACGCCAGUCUCAAAUAACAACAGAAUUGCAUCCCCUAGGACCCCUUUGCGCCAGGCACCCCGCGUGCAGACACAUCUCGCCACUGUAGACGCCGUAGCCGACACAGGCGCAGCGGACGAGGCAACAGGCAUCGUUCACACAUGGCCACCGCUGAGAAGCAAUGUCGGGUUGACUCAAUCAGCGUUUGUACAGGAUCUCCUCUGCUCUACUGUCGAACACCAGCCCAGCGCGACCGACCCGACGCUGCGACAGUUCGUCACCAAGACUACCGCCCAGUACCCGCAGGGCCAGGACACUUAUGCAUAUCUUAGCAUGGUGCAUGAGAUGCCCAAGAUUCGACAGGUACAUGCCAUCUCCAAGGACUUGGUUCGAAACAUGAACCCCAUUGAGCUCCGCGCCGCCCGCAACAAGAUCAAGACAGAGAAGCGACGGAACAUCAUCCUCGGACACUUGCAUCAGCACUGGCAGGAUGCCGGCUGUCACUACGCCGCAGAAUUCAACUGUCCGAAAAUUCCACAAAACGUACUCGAGUGCCUCAAGAAAAUCACCGACCUGGCCAUGAGGACAGACACGCCGCUUGCCUCGUUAUGGGCUCCCGAAGGCCCGCUACGCCGGGCUGUCAACAACCAUGAUCCUCCCAAGCUGACCAGAAGCGUUGCCGAAAACGCCCUCGCUUUGGCCCAGGCCGCCCUGAACCAAGAACUCGCACGCUCUCCUUCUCCCUCAGAGCCACGCUCCCUCUCCCCUUCUCCUUCCCCCUCCGGUCACCCGCCGCCCCAAGACGGUAACAAACCCGGCGCGUCAAUAGACUUGCAGGUCCUCUUGAACAAAACCACUAGAAAGGAAGAACGAGAGCCGUCAACAGGAGCGCAAUCUUUGCCUGCGGCCGAAACACCGCGAGGCCAGGGAUACCAAGCCACCAAAAUCCGUCGUCAAUCUGAACCCUCAGGAAGCAUCCACUCUCGUUUCGCUUCACCUUCUCCAUUGUCGGAGGGUUCCAUGGCCAGUCCCGAAAUGCCUCGGUUCAACAACAGUUUGUUUCGCUUUCCCACCAGCGGCAGCGGCAGCAACGGUGAGGAUCACGACAAGCACGACGACGAACACGACGACGACGAACACGACAAGGAAUUCGACGAGGAAGAUGCCGAUGGCUCCAUGGCAAUAUCUGUUUUUGAUGCUGACCUUUCGAUCGAGAACGCAAUAAUCGAUGUUGACUAUUCAAUCAAGAAUACUGCCCCCCUUGAUCGAAGUAAUGGUGGGGAUGACAUCGAAACGCUCCUCUCCAGAGCCAAGUACACCGCCGAGAGGGUCAUCAACGCGCUCAUCUCCUCAUCCUGGGUGCCGGACGAUGUCAUCUGGUUCGUCACCCAGACAUUUCGCUACAUCUCAUCCCAGCCGCCGGCGCUGACGGAGCGGAAUGUCUUCGUCAUGGACACCUACUGGCUGAGGUUGUACAACGAGGCACUCCCCAAAGUCAUGCCCCCCAGCGCCCUCACAGAAGCCGGCGCAGUGCUCUUGGUGCCCUUGCACCACGGCAAUCACUGGACCGCGGCCACCAUCGAAGUGACCUCAAAGAGCGUUUUCUUUCACCACUACGACUCCAUUUUCAGUUUACCAAGGUUCAAGGCCGUACAAGAUACCAUUACUCCGUGGCUAUCUCGGCUAUGUCCUGGCAGGAACAUCUUUGUGGAGUCCAAGGUGGCCCCGCAACAAGACGACAAUGUCAGCUGCGGCGUUUUCGUCACAUGCUUCAUCCAGAGCUUCCUUCGCGGCGAACACCUCCCACAGUCGAUGAAUGGGGGGGAAGAACGUCGCCGACUGCUACACGACCUACGCAAUGCCCAAGUAUCCGCAACCAUGCCUGUCUAUCUGCGGUUUAUCAUUCAAGCGAUCAAGAAAAACGAUAGCCCUGCACCUGAAGCAGCGACAACCCAAGGUCCCGCCGUGGGCUCUCCCCUCCCCCUCGCAGGGUCCAAGCGAAAGCCCGAAACAGGUUCAGACAACGAGCCUGGAACGAAGCGCAACGAAAUGCAUAGCCGCACCACGACGCAUACCAUCAACGGUGUGUCUUCAGCACCAGAGGGCUGUAUCUCCACAUGGGUCACAUCCAACGGCCCCGGGGAGCUCCGGCAGAGGAUGAUCAAGGCACGAAAUGACUUGCAGGUAGCACGCGUCACAAGAGACGACGUUUGUCGACGCCUCAACGAGGCACGGGCUCUCGAGGCUCUUCGUGACAAGAGGGCCGCACUACUGCGAAGCAUGGCCCCAAGGCUGCCCGAUGACACAGCCAUAGAGCAAGCCGGUUCUAUAUCACCUGAGGCAAAGGAGCUAGAGGACGCAGAGAGGGCCAGUUUCGAGCAACACGUCAGGCAUCUACAACAAGCCAACGAAAUGGCAGUUUUGUCAUAUCUGUCGCCAGAGCACACGGGGAGAACUGCAGCGCUCCGCGAGGAACUAGAAGAGGCUGAGAAGAAUGCACACGCAGUUGUACGGGGUCUAGUAGAUGAGCUGAGGAAGAUCGAAGCCGAGCGUAGGAAAAAGCGUGAGGAACUUGCCGAGUUGAGAAGAGCUAUUGACGCGGCGUCCAACGACUUAGAGGAGGCAGACUAA
Colletotrichum higginsianum IMI 349063 is the source of this 2817-nucleotide messenger RNA. RefSeq names its product Sentrin sumo-specific. The record is from RefSeq and is a predicted model, not a curated record. Gene Ontology annotation, molecular function: cysteine-type peptidase activity. Gene Ontology annotation, biological process: proteolysis. The transcript has 3 exons. NCBI's taxonomy places the organism in Eukaryota, Fungi, Ascomycota, Sordariomycetes, Glomerellales, Glomerellaceae. The coding region runs from base 1 to 2817 and encodes 938 amino acids.